GUUACACGCUCUAUCUAGUUCUCUCAUUUCUACCUUGAACAACACAAUACAAAUCCCACUCGCAAACAGAACAAAGAAUCAUAAUAAAAAACACCGAGUUGAGUGAGUUGAAUCGGAAAUGGCGCAAGCGAUUCGAAACGCGAAAGUGCCACCGAACUCAGUGAAUCUGGAAGAAGCGCGUCAACGAGUCUUCGAAUUCUUCAGAAUCGCUUGUAGAUCGUUACCUACCGUCAUGGAAGUUUACAAUCUAUACGACGUUGCUACCAUUUCUCAGCUUCGUUCCACCAUCGCCUCUGAGAUCCGUAGAAACGACCACAUCACCAAUCCCAAGGUCAUCGAUAUGCUGCUUUUCAAGGGGUUGGAAGAGCUGAAGAAUGUUGUGAACCACUCAAAGCAGAGGCACCAUAUCGUCGGUCAGUACGUAAUCGGUCGUCGUGGACUUGAGCAACGGGAAUUGGCUUCAAAAGAGCAGGGCAUCUCUAAUUUUCUGAAGGAUUUCUACAACAGCAAUUACGCUUGAAGUGUGAUCAUGGGUUGUGUUUUCUGUUUCCUCAAAUAAAGAAUUUUCUUAAAUGUUAUGUAUGUCAAUACAGGAUGAAGUUAAUACUGUUAAUUUCAGAUGAAACUGUUACUUUCAUUAUUCCUGGCUUAAUUUGAGAAAGUGGUUUUCUGCUUAUUCUUGUGGACAUGUGUGCAUACUGCUGAAAAAAAAAACUGCGCAUUUUGAAUAAAGGCAUAAUAUUAAGUCUUUUCGAUA
This is a messenger RNA of Trifolium pratense (red clover), 757 nucleotides long. RefSeq names its product NADH dehydrogenase [ubiquinone] 1 alpha subcomplex subunit 6. Gene Ontology annotation, biological process: response to oxidative stress. NCBI's taxonomy places the organism in Eukaryota, Viridiplantae, Streptophyta, Magnoliopsida, Fabales, Fabaceae. The transcript is spliced from 2 exons. The record is from RefSeq and is a predicted model, not a curated record. Bases 119 to 520 code for a protein of 133 amino acids.